Cercocebus atys (sooty mangabey) is the source of this 6280-nucleotide messenger RNA. It is a transcript of the gene TRPV3, whose product is annotated as transient receptor potential cation channel, subfamily V, member 3. Gene Ontology annotation, cellular component: membrane. The transcript has 18 exons. Gene Ontology annotation, biological process: calcium ion import across plasma membrane. The record is from RefSeq and is a predicted model, not a curated record. Gene Ontology annotation, molecular function: protein binding; calcium channel activity. Bases 178 to 2691 code for a protein of 837 amino acids. NCBI's taxonomy places the organism in Eukaryota, Metazoa, Chordata, Mammalia, Primates, Cercopithecidae.
CCAUAACUUCGACCUUGGCACCUGCAGCCUCCCCUGCCCUUUCCCCGGUGGGGGUGAGGCUGCUGUGUGGGUGUGGGGGUGACUCACACGGGCCACGUGGGCGGGCAAUGCAGCUGUGGCCGGUGGGCGUGGCCUGCCUGGUGCCGAGGGCAGGUGGCCCAGCCAGUUCUGCCUCUGAUGCCUCAUUCCAGCCAUCCCUCUGCCUGCAAUGAGAGCUUUCCACCGCCUCAGCCACAGUCCCACCCAGGGGCCUUGGGCCCCAGACAUGCGGUGAUCUCAGAGCAAGGGUUGCCACGACCACCCAGAACCUCACGAGCCAUGAAUGCCCACCCCAAGGAGACGGUGCCUCUCAUGGGCAAGAGAGUUGCCGCCCCCAGUGGGAACCCUGCUGUCCUGCCUGAGAAGAGGGCGGCGGAGAUCACCCCCACAAAGAAGAGUGCACACUUCUUCCUGGAGAUAGAAGGGUUUGAGCCCAACCCCGUGGCUGCCAAGACCUCUCCCCCCGUCUUCUCCAAGCCCAUGGAUUCCAACAUCCGGCAGUGCAUCUCUGGCAACUGUGAUGACAUGGACUCCCCCCAGUCUCCUCAGGAUGAUGUGACAGAGACCCCAUCCAAUCCCAACAGCCCCGGUGCACACCUGGCCAAGGAAGAGCAGAGGAGGAAAAAGAGGCGGCUGAAGAAGCGCAUCUUUGCAGCCGUGUCUGAGGGCUGCGUGGAGGAGCUGGUGGAGCUGCUGGUGGAGCUGCAGGAGCUUUGCAGGCGGCGCCGUGACGAGGAUGUGCCUGACUUCCUCAUGCACAAGCUGACGGCCUCCGACACGGGGAAGACCUGCCUGAUGAAGGCCUUGUUAAACAUCAACCCCAACACCAAGGAGAUCGUGCGGGUCCUGCUUGCCUUUGCCGAAGAGAACGACAUCCUGGGCAGGUUCAUCAAUGCCGAGUACACAGAAGAGGCCUACGAAGGGCAGACGGCGCUGAACAUCGCCAUCGAGCGGCGCCAGGGGGACAUCGCGGCCGUGCUCAUCGCCGCCGGCGCCGACGUCAACGCCCACGCCAAGGGCGCCUUCUUCAACCCCAAGUACCAGCACGAAGGCUUCUACUUCGGUGAGACGCCCCUGGCCCUGGCAGCCUGCACCAACCAGCCCGAGAUUGUGCAGCUGCUGAUGGACCACGAGCAGACGGACAUCACCUCGCAGGACUCGCGGGGCAACAACAUCCUCCACGCCCUGGUGACUGUGGCCGAGGACUUCAAGACGCAGAAUGACUUUGUGAAGCGCAUGUACGACAUGAUCCUACUGCGGAGUGGCAACUGGGAGCUGGAGACCACUCGCAACAACGACGGCCUCACGCCGCUGCAGCUGGCCGCCAAGAUGGGCAAGGCCGAGAUCCUGAAGUACAUCCUCAGUCGUGAGAUCAAGGAGAAGCGGCUCCGGAGCCUGUCCAGGAAGUUCACUGACUGGGCAUACGGACCCGUGUCGUCCUCCCUCUACGACCUCACCAACGUGGACACCACCACGGACAACUCUGUGCUGGAAAUCACCGUCUACAACACCAACAUCGACAACCGGCAUGAGAUGCUGACCCUGGAGCCGCUGCACACGCUGCUGCGGAUGAAGUGGAAGAAAUUUGCCAAGUACAUGUUCUUUCUGUCCUUCUGCUUUUACUUCUUCUACAACAUCACCCUGACCCUGGUCUCGUACUACCGCCCCCGGGAGGAGGAGGCCCUCCCGCACCCCUUGGCCCUGACGCACAAGAUGGGGUGGCUGCAGCUCCUCGGGAGGAUGUUCGUACUCAUCUGGGCCACGUGCAUCUCCGUGAAAGAGGGCAUUGCCAUCUUCCUGCUGAGACCCUCGGAUCUACAGUCCAUCCUCUCGGAUGCCUGGUUUCACUUUGUCUUUUUUAUCCAAGCUGUGCUUGUGAUACUGUCUGUCUUCUUGUACUUGUUUGCCUACAAAGAGUACCUCGCCUGCCUCGUGCUGGCCAUGGCCCUGGGCUGGGCGAACAUGCUCUACUACACGAGGGGGUUCCAGUCCAUGGGCAUGUACAGCGUCAUGAUCCAGAAGGUCAUUUUGCAUGAUGUUUUGAAGUUCUUGUUCGUAUAUAUCGUUUUUUUGCUUGGAUUUGGAGUAGCCCUGGCCUCACUGAUCGAGAAGUGUCCCAAAGACAACAAGGACUGCAGCUCCUACGGCAGCUUCAGCGACGCGGUGCUGGAACUCUUCAAGCUCACCAUCGGCCUGGGUGACCUGAACAUCCAGCAGAACUCCAAGUAUCCCAUUCUCUUUCUGUUCCUGCUCAUCACCUACGUCAUCCUCACCUUCGUUCUGCUCCUCAACAUGCUCAUUGCCCUGAUGGGCGAGACUGUGGAGAACGUCUCCAAGGAGAGCGAGCGUAUCUGGCGCCUGCAGAGAGCCAGGACCAUCUUGGAGUUUGAGAAAAUGUUACCAGAAUGGCUGAGGAGCAGAUUCCGGAUGGGAGAGCUGUGCCGAGUGGCCGAGGAAGAUUUCCGACUGUGUUUGCGGAUCAAUGAGGUGAAGUGGACUGAAUGGAAGACGCACGUCUCCUUCCUUAACGAAGACCCGGGGCCUGUCAGACGAACAGAUUUCAACAAAAUCCAAGAUUCUUCCAGGAACAACAGCAAAACCACUCUCAAUGCCUUUGAAGAAAUAGAGGAUUUCCCGGAAACGUCGGUGUAGAAGCGGAACCGGAGCCGGCGUGCGCGUGCGCUGUCUGGCGCUGCAGGCGGAGUCACGGCCCCUGCGGAGAGGCUUUGAGGGAUGAUGGAGUUUGGCUCUGCUGGUGUAGCAGCAGAGUGCACCCUCAUGCUCAGUGCUCAGUGGGUGUCUGAACUGAGGGGCAGUUGUCAGUUUGUCUGAGUGGAAAAUAUCCUGGAUUUUGUUACUGGGCAAGGAGUUGGUGUAAACCUACAGCCAGCAGCAGUCUGGAGCCUGGGAGCCUCCUGAAGUCCUGGGUGAAGCCUCUGGUUUUACCAGUUGCAGGUGGGCUUGGCUGGGAGAGAUGGGUGGCAGGGAAGGGGCAGGAGCCUUGAGGAGCAGGGAAAGGCGCCUUUCCUCCUGCCAGCUUCCCCCAGCCCCAGCCCACACGUUGUACCGUCUCUCCUGCUGUGACUGGGUUGCCUGAAUUUGGGGAGACCCUUGAUCCCAUCCCAGAGUGUGCCGGGGACGGAGGUAAGCCGGAUAUCCUGGGGGAGGAAGGGAAUGAGCUCUGGAAACAUCCUUCCGGAACCCUUCAGGGAAAAGGAGACCAUCCUUGGAGUGAACCUCCCCUGACGCCCCAAGGUUCACACUGCCUCAAGCUGAGACAGGUUUUUAGUAGCAUAAGUAAUACAGGGUUUAAAUUUUCAAUAUGGAAAAGACAUUUCAGUUAAGAAUGAAAAUUACUACAAUGAAGUAUGUGAUUUUAAAAGUGGAGACAGAUUGGGAGCUUUGGGGCUGGAUGUAAGUAUUAUAUAUUUGGCCUCAGGGUGCCCAGAGCCAGACAAAAAGCUUUUCUUCACACACACAAAAGUCUGCAUGAGACACGCCGGGCAAGUCCUGCUGGGCCGCCGCGAUCUGGGUGAAAGGGCCUGGCUCUUGUCCGUGUCCUGGCCUCGCAGUAGUGCCUGCCUCUGCGCUGGGAUCUUGGCUUCAGCUGAAGCAGAAAUAGCAGCUGCUCGAUCGAUGCCAUCUUAGAACUCAGCAGUUAGUCACAUACCUCAGUAUGUCUCAGUGGGGGAAUUUAACAAAAAGGCCUCAACUGCUUUGGUACGAAGUAUUUUUUUUUUUAACUGUGAAUUUUGAAGCUGAAAGGGGAGCUUGUGAGAGAGAAGCCUUUGCCAAGACUUUGGGCUUAUUUUUAGGUCCUCAUCCUCUGAUGUUCUCCUUCUGAAAUGAGACGGAGUCAGUCUGGGGGCAGAGGUGAAGUGGAGACGGAAGGAUUUGCCAGGUGACUGGGGCCGAAACCACCAGAAAAUCCACUCUGCCACCAUUAGCUAGUGAAAGGAUUCAUGUAAAGAUGUUCGAGGUGGAAUUAUAAAAAUAGUAACCGUGAAUGUUAAUCUUAAAUGGCAGAAAUAGAAAUUUGGCCUUCAGAUAACAUGACGAUUGAUUAGUUCAUCUGGCUUGAGGCAAACUAAGGAGUGCGGACCUGGCAGUGCACUCUGGGCCAGUUGCUCUGCUCUGGGCCACUCUGUGUGCCAGACUAGCUGGGCAGAUAGAGACUCUGUGCCCCUGAUGGGGCUGGUUGGGGAGAGGUGGGCUGGGGUGUGUGCGGCUUCACAAUCCACAGCAGUCCCUGCCCUCCGGGCUGACCCAGGGAGUAACUGCAUACUCUGAGCCACAGUGGUGGGGGCUGGGCAUGGGCCUCUGGAGAAGAGAAGAUUUGAGGCGGACUGUCCUAGAGGCAGGAGGAGCGGAUGUGUUCCAGAAUGGGCAGAACUAGGAAAUUGAGAAAGAUUUUGGCUCAAUCCAAUCCAGCAGCUGCUCCAGAUGUUGGAGAUGUUUAAGCAAAAGCUGGUCGAGCCCUUAGUGAGGGAUGUUGUUGAAAAUGGUCAUUGGAAGAAGUGUAAGGUCCCUUUUAGCCUGGAGAUUUCUGCAGAGCAGCAUUCCACAUCUGGAAUUAGCUACCCGCAUUAAGCCUGAACAGACAUCUUGGUCUGAAAGGAAGUGGUUAGGAUUCAUGAUGCCACGCUCUACACUGUGGAGCUGGGAAUUCCAGAAGUGCUUUGACUCGGAUAUUAAUGGAGAAAGUCCUAUCCAUUAAUGAAUAAAGCCGUAUCUUAUGGAUAAAGCCAUAUCCAGAAUUGCUUUGACUCAGAUGUUGAUGGAUAAAGCCAUAUCCAGAAUUGCUUUGACUCAGACAUUGAUGGAUAAAGCUGUAUCCAGAAUUGCUUUGACUUAGAUGUUGAUGGAUAAAGCCAUAUCCAGAAUUGCUUUGACUCAGACAUUGAUGGAUAAAGCCGUAUCCAGAAUUGCUUUGACUCAGAUAUUAAUGGAUAAAGCUAAUUAUCGAUUUCUAUUUGCCUAACCUGCCAGCUUUUGUCCAAGUGCGGAAUGGAGAGCCAUGUGGAUGUUUGUUAUCUCACACGUGAUGGAGAGCUGCUCUCUGUGGGUCUGGAUGGAAUUGGUUGGCAAGACCAUUUUCUGUAUUGGAUAUUCUUCCCAACCAUGUCCACCCCAAAAGGCUUUCAGCCAAAAGGUCUGAGCCUAGGUAGGUUUACCAAGGGAAGCCAUGAGUCAAGAAGCAUCAGAGUGAAAAGGACCACUUCCUUCAUUUUACCUCCGGAGGCUAAUGCUCCAAGAGGAAUAUGUACUUGGGCAAAGUCAUGCGGGAAGGUCAUAUCAGAGCUGCGGAGGCUGGGGUGUCCUGAUUCUUGGACCACAGAUGUCUCCCUGAGCCAUUAUUUGUUUAGUUUUAAAAAGCACAGUUAUUCCACCAUUUUGAGUCUGUCUUUGUAGUUGGCUUAUAUUGGGGGAGCAGGACUGUUUUCUCAGGUGUUUCAUUUGGCAGUCAACAUUGUCCCCUAUGUUCCCUGUGACUAGUUGAAAAUUCAGUUGUGCCCACAGGGUGCACAAAAGCACACCCACACUCACCCACACACACCCACACACACCCACCCCCCCAUACACCCACACCCACACCCCACUGAACCCAUGGGUCUAUCAGGACAUCUUAAAACUCCGUGAUUGACAUUUCAGUAAUUUCAGGGGAAGGCGUUUUCCAGGGAUGGGAUCUCCCAGGCUCAGAUAGUGCCUUGGCUGUAAAUGCUCCUUUAGCUAAACUUUUCCUCAGAAGAAUUCAUUAUUCUAGACAUUAUGUGAUAUAUCUGUUUGGAAUAAAAGGUGCUUAACCUUCCUCCCUGGGAUGUGGGAGAAGGUGCUGGAGGUUGUACUGUGAAGUCAUUAAGCUCUUAGAAGGCUCCAGCCUGAGAGAGUCCAGUAUUAUUGACAUUCCUUUCCUUCCUCAACGCCUGGUGACCUGUGUCCUUUCGCUCUGGGCAGGGCCCAGGUAGAUGGGCCGUCAUCCGGGCCUGUAAGCCGUACUUGAUUUCCGCAUUGAUUUACAUAUUUUUUACUGUGAUCUUGGUUCCAAACACAGAAUUGUCAUCCCAUUUUCCUUGAAUGUGCCGAAUCCUUGUAAAUUCUCAUUUACCUACUUGUUCUUAGUGUUGUGUGUGUGUGUGAAACUCUAUGUUCAAGGAAGAAAUCGUACAAAGAGUAAGAACAUGUUUGUGCCAUUGAAGAAAUGGUUUUUUGAUUUCUAAUAAAUAUUUAUUUUGCCUUGUUA